Molecule: messenger RNA, 7818 nt
Organism: Solea solea (common sole)
Lineage: Eukaryota; Metazoa; Chordata; Actinopteri; Pleuronectiformes; Soleidae
Gene: slc8a1b
Product: solute carrier family 8 member 1b
Exons: 11
Coding region: 503-3343 (946 amino acids)
Biological process (GO): sodium ion transmembrane transport; calcium ion import across plasma membrane; cell communication
Cellular component (GO): sarcolemma; postsynapse; axon
Molecular function (GO): calcium:sodium antiporter activity
Source: RefSeq, a predicted model, not a curated record
CGUGCGGGGAAGAAUGAGGAAGAAGUCCGCUCUCCAGCGCGCCUUGUCCCAACAAAUGCGGGUUUGCUGAUGAAGCGCCGCUCCAGUCACCCGAUCAUACAGGUCGCUCGGGUCACGCUGCGUGGAAACGAGGAGUAGGCAACAGCUGACAAACGGCAACAAAUAAAAAAAGAAUAAUAAAAAAACUGUCAGUGCAUGGGAAUCCGAACUCAUCACCCCUCCUUCUGCGCGUCCCGGUCGGUGGAUAGAUACGCCGUCUUGGCUUGCGUAUAAGAGCUGCCUGCGCCUCCAUUACCAUUCUCCACCACCACCACCACCACUGCUGCUGCUGCUGCUCCUGCUGCUGUAGUAAAUCUGCGACCACUUCUCCUCUUCUCACUUAUUUUACUCCACUGCUGCCUUUACUACAAACGGCUCCUCUCCGGAUUGCGGACACUCUCUAAACAGAAAGGUUGAAGAUCCUCAUUAAUUGUCUCCUCUCAGUGCUGAUCUGGACAUCACCAUGGGUCGCAGGGAUCGCCCCUCCAUCCUGACCCCUGCCCUGAGGCUAGUAGUCGUCACAGUCCUCCUCCUCGUUCAGAUCCAGCCCUCACUGGCUGGUGCCCCCCCUGAGCCGAACUUGGGCGGCUCAGUGUCGGCAGUAUCCACGAAUAAAACGGAAUGCUCCUUGGCUCAGCGUUGCAUGAGGGGCGUGGUCCUACCUAUCUGGGAGCCCCAAAAUCCAUCAUUUGGUGACAAGGUUGCUCGGGCAACAGUUUACUUUGUCGCUAUGGUCUACAUGUUCUUGGGUGUGUCGAUCAUUGCUGACCGCUUCAUGGCUUCAAUAGAGGUCAUCACGUCGCAGGAAAAGGAAAUCACCAUCAAGAAACCAAAUGGGGAAACCACGACCACUACUGUUCGAAUCUGGAACGAGACCGUCUCCAACCUCACCCUCAUGGCUCUGGGCUCUUCGGCUCCUGAGAUCCUACUGUCUGUCAUAGAAGUCAUUGGUCAUGGGUUCGAGGCUGGCACACUGGGCCCCUCCACCAUUGUGGGCUCUGCCGCGUUUAACAUGUUCGUCAUUAUCGGGCUUUGUGUGUACGUUGUGCCUGACGGCGAGACGAGGAAGGUCAAGCACCUGCGCGUCUUCUUCGUCACGGCCACCUGGAGUAUUUUCGCCUACAUUUGGCUCUACCUCAUCCUGUCUGUGAUCUCGCCCGGUGUUGUGCAGGUGUGGGAGGGGCUGCUAACGUUCUUUUUCUUCCCCAUCUGUGUGUUGUUCGCCUGGGUGGCCGACCGCCGCCUGCUGUUCUACAAAUACGUGUACAAGCGCUACCGCACGGGAAAGCAGCGUGGCAUGAUCAUUGAGACAGAGGGCGAUCGUCCACUUCCCUCUAAGGUGGAUAUUGAGAUGGAUGGCAAGAUGCUGAACUCCCAUGGUGUUGACUUCCUCGACGGUCCACUCGGUUUGGAUCUAGAUGAGAAGGAUCUGGAUGAGGAGGAAACCCGCAGAGACAUGGCCAAGAUCCUGAAGGAACUCAAACAGAAACACCCUGACAAAGAGGUGGAACAACUUAUUGAGCUUGCCAACUACCAAGUCCUUAGCCAGCAGCAGAAGAGUCGUGCUUUCUAUCGCUGCCAGGCCACCCGGCUGAUGACAGGUGCUGGCAACAUCCUGAAGAAACAUGCAGCCGAUCAGGCACGGAAGGCAGUCAGCAUGCACGAGGUUCGCUCCGAUGUCGGCGAUAAUGACCCCAUCUCCAAGAUCUUCUUUGAGCCUGGUUCUUACCAGUGCCUUGAGAACUGUGGCACAGUGGCGGUGAAUGUGGUGCGGCGUGGCGGUGACCUGGGCAAAACUGUUUCUGUGGACUACCGGACGGAGGACGGAACCGCUAAUGCCGGCUCCGACUACGAGUUCACCGAGGGUGUCGUCUUCUUCAAGGCCGGCGAGACACUGAAAGAGAUCCGUGUGGGGAUCAUUGAUGAUGACAUCUUUGAGGAGGAUGAGAACUUCCUGAUUCACCUGUCCAACGUCAAGGUGUUGUCAUCAGAAGGCGAAGAGCCCGAGGAAGGCGAGUCAGCUAAUCACAUGGACUCGGUGGCCUGUCUCGGCUUACCCGCCACGGCUACCGUUACCAUCUUCGAUGACGACCACGCCGGUAUCUUUACGUUUGAGGAGCCUGUAUGCCAUGUGAGCGAGAGCAUUGGCACCAUGGAGGUGAAGGUGCUGAGAACGUCUGGGGCUCGCGGCGUGGUCACGCUGCCGUACAAGACAGUGGACGGGACCGCGCGAGGCAGCGGAGAGGACUUCGAAGACUGUCAUGGAAUCCUGGAAUUUCAGAACGAUGAGAUCUUGAAGACCCUAACCCUUAGGAUCUUAGACCGUGAGGAGUACAAUAAGCAGUCCUCCUUCUACGUUGUGCUUGACAUCCCCCAAUGGAGACGCAGCGGAAAGGAAUGGACAGAGGAACAGCAGAAGGAAGAGGCGGAGGAAGAGGAGGGCCUGACGGGAAAAGACGAGGAGGAGCGCCGCAUCGCCGACAUGGGCCGUCCAAUGCUGGGAGACCAUGUCAAGCUGGAGAUCAUCAUAGAGGAGUCAUAUGAGUUCAAGAACACAGUGGACAAGCUGAUAAAGAAGACCAACCUGGCUCUGCUGGUUGGAACCAACAGCUGGAGAGACCAGUUCAUCGAAGCCAUCACUGUGAGCGCAGGUGAGGACGACGACGACGACGAGUGCGGAGAGGAGAAGCUGCCGUCCUGCUUCGAUUAUGUCAUGCACUUUCUCACCGUCUUCUGGAAGGUUCUGUUUGCCUUCGUCCCGCCCACAGACUACUGGAACGGCUGGGCCUGUUUCGUUGUCUCCAUCUGCAUGAUCGGACUGCUCACCGCCGUCAUUGGAGACCUUGCCUCUCAUUUUGGCUGCACAGUGGGCCUGAAAGACUCCGUCACAGCAGUGGUAUUCGUCGCACUGGGAACCUCUGUACCAGAUACCUUUGCCAGUAAAGUUGCUGCUAUCCAGGAUCAGUAUGCCGAUGCAUCCAUUGGUAAUGUGACAGGCUCCAAUGCCGUCAAUGUUUUCCUGGGUAUCGGGGUGGCAUGGUCAAUCGCUGCCAUCUACCACCAUAUCAAGGGGGAGGAGUUCAGGGUGGACCCCGGCAAACUGGCCUUCUCCGUCACCCUCUUCACCAUCUUUGCAUUCGUCUGCGUUGGCACACUGAUGUACCGACGGAAGCCAGAGAUCGGGGGAGAGUUAGGUGGGCCUCGGACUGCGAAGGUCCUGACCACGAUGCUGUUCGUAAGCCUGUGGCUCCUCUACAUCCUCUUCUCCUCACUGGAGGCCUACUGUCACAUCCAGGGCUUCUAAGACGUCAGGAGAUGAUGGAAGGGAAGGGUGCGACAGAAGGAGAAUUUGAAAGGAGAAACCAAUGGUUUGCGGGUGAGGGGAUAGAAUUCGGAAUUUAAGACUGUCUCGUUGAUCAGUCACACCCUCCCUUUACGCAAUAGAUUAAAUGAGGGAUGAAUGGAUGGAUGUACAUAUGAAGGCAUGGCGGACGCAUUAAAGCAUCUUAAAAGAGAAUGGAAAGAAGUACACAUAUAAUGAAGGACAACAGCAAAUAGGAGAAACAUGAGAACUAUAGAAAUGGCUCAGAAGAUGGAGAAAUAUUUUAAAAACUAAGGAAUCACAUUUUUUGCUUUCGUUCCAUAAAUUCAAACCAAUCAAGUUGACUUGAAACCAUCCCGGUUUUAAAUACAUCUGCAAUGUUGCAAACACAGAAAUAAAUACACACAGUUUAUUCAGCCAUACAGAAACUUGACAAAGUCUUAACAACGUGAGGAGGGAGAAGCAAGAAGGGACCGACACACCAUCGCAGCUACUUGUACGCGUGGCUUUAACAACGGCAUCUCCCAUUAAUCCCCUUUCUUUGGAGUCGCGCUUCUCCCUUAUCCAGCUGCAGUGACAGGCACAAGUAGGACCGAAAAAGACCAAGUAACUGUAUCAGUAUGUGUGUGUGCAUGAUCUGGACGUGAAGAUCCUGGAAACACAGUCAGAAGAAAGUCGGAUGAUAUUGACACAACUGUUUAACGACAACAAACUGUGAGAGAGUGCUGGUGUGUGACUGUGUUUCUGUGCUUGUGUGUUGUGAGAAGAUGGUCAAGUACUGUGAAGAAGAAAAAGAAGCCUCUCCUUCGCUGUCUCUGCAUGAGACGUGCUUUUAUUAGUUUCAUUAGUCUUUUUGACACUCUCUCUCUCUCUCUCUCUCUCUCUCUCUCUCUCUCUCUCUCUCUCUCCUAGCCUGUAGAAACGCUUAGUAGGAGGGCACUUUCAAUGAAGCAAAAUGUUUUUGAUCAUUGAGGUUAAAAAUGUAAAUAUGAAGAGCUCAACGUACACUACAGCUCUACUACUUUCCAUCUGAAUGUCCUGGUUAUGCCAUGCUCUCCUGAAUGGGCCCUCUUUCUGUUGAUUUAUACUGUAGAUGUAAAUGAUUUAAGGUCUAAUUUUAAUCAAGAAGGGUUAGUGUGCUUUUACCUUUAAUAAGGCCACGUCUGAAAAGACAAAAAUGGCCGCUGUACCGUUUAAAACUGUUAGAGAAAUGAUUAUCAUUGCAUUAAUAUCUAGGUUAAUAUUACGUGUGUUUGUAUUUUUUUAUCCGCGGAAUUCUGUUGCCUGGUUUUCCGCCAGUGCAAUUGCCACCGUCAUGUGUCAAUCUCUAACAUUGCAAUAGACUUUGAGAAAUGUAAGUACCGCCCUCAGCGUAACGUCAUAUUCGUGAACUGCCUCUGUUAUCAUUAGUCUCACUUUGAUGCCGCUUUCCCCAUUGGUUCACUUGACCACUUUGGUCAUUAUCCCAGUGUGUCUUGAGCACCUCCCGCUGGCUGGUCAGUGGACCAAUCAAAAUCCUCAAGGGCUUUAUAAGAAACCAUUAAUCCCUUACCCUGAUCCCUGGUUUAUGAUUCUACAUAGAGAUUGGCCCUUAGGGGCCUGUUUAACAGGGAUUUGUAUUCCCCGACCUUAUACAUCACCUGCGUAGUUUGUUAGGACUUUGCUUCAGUGUGAGUUACACAGCUUCAUUACAGCAUUGCCAGUCCAAGUAUCCAGAGUUACCCAAAUGUCAUAAAAGAAGACAAGGCUUCAACCUUUUCUGGUUAACUGCAGUCCGCCUUAUUCCAAAUGAAACCAUGCAUGGUAUGUUCUUCCCUAGUCUGCCUCCACUACUCUAGCCUUGAAAUCUUUAACUCUUUAGUGGCCAGUUUCCAUAGCAAACACCUGAGAAUUAUUUUCAAUGGUAUUUUCUGUUAGUGGAGAGAGUUAAAUCUGAUCAGACUCUAACUCUGUAACAAGCUCGUAGAGGUUUGGAGAAUCUUGUAGAACCAAAAUCUUCAUACAAUGAUUUAAAUCGCUGCAUGUUAGAAAACAUCCAACCCCAGAAGCUGCACCUUUGGCACCUGUCUUGCAAAGUGAGUUCAACUCCUUUAAGUCCAGCUUUCUGGGUUUUCUGGCUUCUUAUGAAGCUCCUGUUAAUGGCAAGAAUGUGUAGAGAUAAUGAGUCUAUUUGCCCAGUGAGGUGAUGAUAAGUAGCUGUGCCGGUAAAAAAGGUCAACCAUUGAGUUCAGUCCAGUGUUUCUCACUAUAAUGGCACAGGCUGGCAUAAGUUCUACAAAGAAGUUCUCUGCUGUGUGAUCUAGAAUGGCUUAAAAGGGCAACUUGAGGUUUUGAAAACACUGGGUGUGUUGUUAUGGGACAAUAGCUGGCAAACACUAUCUCAAGCAACAGCCAAAGUUCUUUGAAAAUCUUUCUCAAGCACUAGGCAAGCUAAAUUAAUCAAAACCCGCUUUAAAGAGCAUAAGAACCCAAACCAGAACACUGAACUUUCCAGUGAGCAGUUAACUCACAACACACUGACUGACAUUACAUAGCACUAACUGCUAGGAAACAUUUCCUGACUAUCAUUGGUAGACUAGUGUGUCCUGAAAUAUGUGUAGAAUAUGAAUCUAUUUCGACUAUCAGAGAGGUUUACACUUCAGACUGUUAACUAUUUUACUUCUUCAGCUAAAACUACAAAGAUCUCAAUGUACAAUAACCAUAUUGUAUAUGUUGGCAUUCAAAAAGUCCAUAGUUAAAAUGGCACUACACUGUAUGCAUCUGAAUUGGCCAGAAUUUUCCUGCUGAAAUUGUAUUUUUUUCUUGAUGUAUAUUAUAAUAAGUAGUUUUUCGGUUUUUUAAAAUGUCAUCUGUUAAGUUAGUCAUCUGGCUGAGUGCAAUCUAUCUGAAACUUGGCUACAAUCUUGUCACUGACUUUCAACCCCUGUGAGAGUAGAGCAGGGACAAGGCCUGAUUUGGAUGAGCUUGACAAAUACUUAAGUGUCUUGAGGAAAAAUAAAUAGAAAAAUACAUUUCUGAUACACCUAUGGAGCAAAGAACCAGGAUAACUGAUAGUGUUUCAGCAGCUGUUGCUACAUGGCUCUACAUGGCUCACACACUGACAUCCAGCCAAUCUCACACUUCUAGUAAACCCUCUGUUUUUGAAGAACCUUUUGACUAAAUUCCCCUUUGACAGACGUAAUGAAAGAUAAAUGACAUCUAGCAUUGCUUACAUUUGCCAAAUUCUGCACAAUGUACCAGCUCACCGUUAGGGUAGCUGUUCUCGUGUGAAGGCCUUGGAGUGGCAGUUUACCCCUGUUUUUGCCAAAGGGAAAUCUUUCUAUCAGAAACUUGAUAUUUGCAGUUCGACCCAUGGAGGGGUUUUAUAACCAGUGGAUCUUUCUUAAAAACGCCAAAUAUUAUUCACAUUUCAUCACCACUCCGAAAAGAGACUGAAAAUACGCCUUGAUAUUGUUUUGACGCUAAUUAACGAAUCUUUCUAUUUAAAUUUGUAUGCAUUUGUCUCUUCACUGGCAUGGAGCUGAAGGUUUAUACACUGUAAAAAAAAAUAAUAUACUAGCUUGUGCAAGAAAAAAGAAAUAGUAAAAGCUGUUUGCAUCACUUUUUGACUAACUCUAACACAGUGUAUUAUAUUCUCUUUGAUAUAACUACAUCAUGUUGGAUUUACUUAAAAUAGCCUGCUGCCUAAUUUGUCAGAGUGAAUUUGUGGAGGACUUGGAGGAAGUUUGCAGUAAUGUGCUUGUUCACAUUGAGUUAGUUUGCUGCAUACAGACGCUAACACUUUUCAUUUAAUGGGCGUUAGCUGUUUUGCUACACCGGCUUUGUUGCACCACCUCUCUCUACCUUAUCUUUGAAGCUAGUCUGACGUGAUGCUAAUGGCAAAUUAGCGACAGCUGUUCAAACCCCACAGGGUCCGGACCAAGUUGAGAAGCUAAAUUGACACAAUUGAAACGACUCAAAGAGUCAAACAUGCUCCAAAAGAUUUAGCUUCCUACCUUGGUUUGGACAGGUCAAAGGUUAAACAGCUAGGCCAUCGCUGUACAUAACAGUUUAACACCGAGCUAAACAAACGACAUUGCAGUAGUGUUUGUUUUCAUCCUUCUGUGAUGGGGUUUGCACUGGUUCUUUCUGCUUGUGUGAAACGGCUGCUAUGUUGUUUCAUUAACAGCGUUGCUUCGGAUGUAAACAACAGUAGAGAUUUUUUUUUUCCGCUUUCGUUUUUUUUUGACUCUUUAAUGUACACAAUAAUAAUGUUGUACCUGAUGUAAGAAAAAAAAAAUUCAAUGGUGUUGAAUCAGUCGUGACGUCGCUUCUAAUGUAAAGAUUGAUGAUGCGUCUCCGUUGCCUCGUUUGCCUCUUAACUGCCUGUCUGUCUGACAGACUGAGGAGCGACAGACAGACAAAUGAACUAAAGGGAGGACAAAGCGUCCUGCUGGAGCAAUUAAUGUACUGUUAAG